Molecule: messenger RNA, 5506 nt
Organism: Haliotis rufescens (red abalone)
Lineage: Eukaryota; Metazoa; Mollusca; Gastropoda; Lepetellida; Haliotidae
Exons: 8
Coding region: 141-4445 (1434 amino acids)
Source: RefSeq, a predicted model, not a curated record
CGGCGGUAUAAACAAGACGAGUCCUUCCAGCUGGGUGGUGUGCAAAGCCUGACAGGCUGACAACCACAUAGCCCUGUGACAGGCCCAAGCGAACGUACAAGGUUAUUUUAAGAAGCCUGGCUCCCGUAAUAGGUACAGAUAUGCCACUGCCUCUUCAUGUUCUGCCUUGCUCACCUUAUGAUGACAAACUCAAGAAGUCUUUCAUAUACCAACUGUCACUUCAUGUUGACAUAAACAGAGAGCUGUCGCCAACUGUUUCACCACCGAUCAUUGUGAUAUUCCGGCCUCAAGGCAGUCCGAACGAUGAAUUUGAUGGCGUGGUUCAACCUUUCCUUGGUAAUUCUAACUGUAGGAACAUUAUUCUCUUCACUGCCUUUGCCACGUCACAGCGGUAUGGCCGGGGUUUCACUCCAGAUUGUGUAUCACGCUUUAAGUACACGGACAAACUCUUUAUAACGUCCGGACAUCUUGAUACACAAGUCAACAAGUCCACAUUUGAAAGACUUGGAGAUUUCCUUGUGAACGAAUAUGAAUUUAAGCAGGUUACUGAUGAUCAAUCACAACUAGGCCUUUCCCCUGGAAGUGAUGCUAACAGCAAAGUUGACAAAUGCAAAUCUGAUGGAAGUGAUGUCACCAGCAAAGUUGACAGAGACCGCUCUACUGGAAGAGAUGUCGACAGCCAUGUUGACAGAUGCCGCUCUACUGGAAGAGAUGCUGACAUUCAUGUUGACAAAUACCACUCGACUGGAAGAGAUGCUGGCAGCCAUGUUGACAGAGACCACUCUACUGGAAGAGAUGCUGACAUUCAUGUUGACAGAUACCACUCUUCUGGAAGAGAUGCUGACAGCCAUGUUGACAGAGACCACUCUACUGGAAGAGAUGCUGACAUUCAUGUUGACAUAUACCACUCUUCUAGAAGUGAUGUCACCAGCAAAGUUGACAGAGACAACUCUACAGGAAGAGAUGUCGACAGCCAUGUUGACAGAUGCCGCUCUACUGGAAGAAAUGCUGACAGCCAUGCUGACAGAUACCACUCUUCUGGAAGAGAUGCUGACAUUCAUGUUGACAGAUACCACUCAACUGGAAGAGAUGCUGACAUUCAUGUUGACAGAUACCACUCUACUGGAAGAGAUGCUGACAUUCAUGUAGACAGAUACCACUCUUCUGGAAGAGAUGCCGGCAUUCAUGUUGACAGAUACCACUCUUCUGGAAGAAAUGCUGACAGCCAUGUUGACAGACACCACUCUACUGGAAGAGAUACCGGCAUUCAUGUUGACAGAUACCACUCUUCUGGAAGAGAUGCUGACAUUCAUGUUGACAGAUACCACUCUACAGGAAGAGAUGCUGACAUUCAUGUUGACAGAUACCACUCUACUGGAAGAGAUGCCGGCAUUCAUGUUGACAGAUACCACUCUACUGGAAGAGAUGAUGACAGCCAUGUUGACAGAUACCACUCUUCAGGAAGAGAUGCUGACAGCCAUGUUGACAGAGACCACUCUACUGGAAGAGAUGUCGACAGCCAUGUUGACAGAUGCCGCUCUACUGGAAGAAAUCCUGACAGCCAUGUUGACAAAGGCAAAUCUGCUGGACGAGAUGCUGGCAGCCAUGUUGACAGAGACCACUUCACUGGAAGAGAUGCUGACAGACAUAUUGAAAGAUACCACUCUUCUCGAAGAGAUGCUGAUAUCCAUGUAGACAGAUACCAUUCUUCUGGAAGAGAUGCUGACAGUCAUGUUGACAAAUACCACUCUUCUGGAAGAGAUGCUGGCAGCCAUGUUGACAAAUGCCACUCUUCUGGAAGAGAUGCUGGCAUUCAUGUUGACAAAUACCACUCUUCUGGAAGAGAUGCUGGCAUUCAUGUUACUGGAAGAGAUGCUGACAGUCAUGUUGACAAAUACCACUCUUCUGGAAGAGAUGAUGACAGCCAUGUUGACAAAUACCACUCUUCUGGAAGAGAUGCUGACAUUCAUGUUGACAGAUACCACUCUUCUGGAAGAGAUGCUGACAUCCAUGUUGACAGAGACCACUUCACUGGAAGAGAUGCUGACAUUCAUGUUGACAAAAACAACCUUUAUGGAAGAGAUGCUGACAUCCAUGUUGAGAGAGACCACUCUUCUGGAAGAGAUGCUGACAUUCAUGUUGACAGAUACCGCUCUACAGGAAGAGAUGCUGACAUUCAUGUUGACAGAUACCACUCUACAGGAAGAGAUGCAGGCAUUCAUGUUGACAGAUACCACUCUUCUGGAAUAGAUGAUGACAGCCAUGUUGACAGACACCAGUCUCCUGGAAGAGAUGCCGGCAUUCGUGUUGACAGAUACCACUCUUCUGGAAGAGAUGCUGACAUUCAUGUUGACAGAUACCACUCUACUGGAAGAGAUGCAGGCAUUCAUGUUGACAGAUACCACUCUUCCGGAAGAGAUGCUGACAGCCAUGUUGACAGAUACCACUCUACUGGAAGAGAUGCUGACAUUCAUGUUGACAGAUACCCCUCUUCUGGAAGAGAUGCUGACAGCCAUGUUAACAGAGACCACUCUACUGGAAGAGAUGUCGACAGCCAUGUUGACAGAGACCACUCCACUGGAAGAGAAGCUGACAGCCAUGUUGACAGAUACCACUCUACUGGAAGAGAUGCUGACAUUCAUGUCGAUAGAUACCACUCUUCUGGAAGAGAUGCUGACAGCCAUGUUAACAGAGACCACUCUACUGGAAGAGAUGUCGACAGCCAUGUUGACAGAGACCACUCCACUGGAAGAGAUGCUGACAGCCAUGUUGACAAAGGCAAAUCUGCUGGACGAGAUGCUGGCAGCCAUGUUGACAGAGACCAUUUCACUGGAAGAGAUGCUGACAGACAUGUUGAAAGAUACCACUCUUCUCGAAGAGAUGCUGAUAUCCAUGUAGACAGAUACCAUUCUUCUGGAAGAGAUGCUGACAGCCAUGUUGACAAAUACCACUCUCCUGGAAGAGAUGAUGACAGCCAUGUUGACAAAUACGACUCUGCUGGAAGAGAUGAUGACAGCCAUGUUGACAAAGGCAAAUCUGCUGGACUAGAUGCUGGCAGCCAUGUUGACAGAUAUCACUCUACUGGAAGAAAUGCUGACAGCCAUGUUGACAAAGGCAAAUCUGCUGGACGAGAUGCUGGCAGCCAUGUUGACAGAGACCACUUCACUGGAAGAGAUGCUGACAGACAUGUUGAAAGAUACCACUCUUCUCGAAGAGAUGCUGCUAUCCAUGUAGACAGAUACCAUUCUUCUGGAAGAGAUGCUGACAGCCAUGUUGACAAAUACCACUCUUCUGGAAGAGAUGAUGACAGACAUGUUGAAAGAUACCACUCUUCUCGAAGAGAUGCUGAUAUCCAUGUAGACAGAUACCAUUCUUCUGGAAGAGAUUAUGACAGCCAUGUUGACAAAUACGACUCUGCUGGAAGAGAUGAUGACAGCCAUGUUGACAAAUACGACUCUGCUGGAAGAGAUGAUGACAGCCAUGUUGACAAAGGCAAAUCUGCUGGACGAGAUGCUGGCAGCCAUGUUGACAGAUAUCACUCUACUGGAAGAGAUGCUGACAUUCAUGUUGACAGAUACCACUCUUCUGGAAGUGAUGUCAGCAGCAAAGUUGACAGAGACCACUCUUCUGGAAGAGAUGUUGACAUUCAUGUUGACAGAUACCACUCUUCUGGAAGUGAUGUCACCAGCAAAGUUGACAGAGACCACUCUUCUGGAAGAGAUGCUGACAUUCAUGUUGACAGAUACCACUCUUCUGGAAGUGAUGUCACCAGCAAAGUUGACAGAUACCACUCUUCUGGAAGAGAUGUUGACAGCCAGGUGGACAAAGGCAAAUCUGCUGGAAGAGAUGCUGACAGCCAUGUUGACAGAGACCACUUCACUGGAAGAGAUGCUGACAUCAAAGUGGACAAUGGGACAUUUACUGAAAGGGAUACUAACAGCCAAAGUAACAGAGGCCACUUUAUUGGAAGUUAUAUCGAUGGCAACAGCCAAAUGGACAACAGCAGCUGUGAUCUAAGUCCCGAAACUGGAAUCAUGUGCAAUCUCGACAGAUUACGGACGAUACGGCAAGAAAUUAAGAGAGACACAACUGAUUUGCAAAGGAAGGUGGAGAAAAGGUUCGCGUUACAACCAGGGAAACUACUGAGAAUACUUGAAGCCGUGAUGGAACAUCUGGACCACAGGCAGGAGGUUGCAGCAACUGCAGAGUUAAGGGAAAGAUGUAACUCCCAAAAGGAAGUUCCUGAUCAGAAAACUCCACUUCGGCUUGAAGACGAUGUGGCCAACAAGAUAGAGGAGCGACUGGAACUGGAUAAAGGAUCAGUUAAUAAGACCAUAUCAUUUCUGCUAGAGGUGAGCCAAGACGCGGGCUUGUUUAGGAAAGUCAAGGACACUCUGAAGAUACCUGGAAAGUGGGUGAUGAAUAGAUUCUUCAGGAAGAGCUAGCUGAGGAAGUGGGGGAUCUGAGGGAAGUGGUACUGGAGAAGUGUCAUAUGACGCCUCUACAUGAACAAACAGGUGUCAGCAGAGGAGCUCCAUGAACAUUAGUUGAGACUUUGAGACAAUAGGCAUAAACUACUUAACUGUCUUAAUCAGCAACUUUCCGGGACAGUUGCAGCAGGUAAGGCGAAUAAAAUGCACCCAUGCAGAAUAUCUAUUGACACGUGAAAAAAAAUCGGCAAUGGUCAAUUUCAGUCAGUCUGGACAAGGCAUAGCAGUAUGAUCUAUGUACCAUUUUAGACUGUGAAUAAUUUAGGCUGCGCCAGGCAGCAAACGAAUCUAUCUACCAUGCCUGACUGUAAAUGGUGCUAAAUGUUGAAAUGCGAGUUUGUAGUAUUUACGUAAUACUAACUUGUGUUGUAUGUGCAAGCUUUCAAUGUUUAGAGAACAUAGUGCUAUAUUCUAUUGUUAUGUGUAUGGGUGUAUGGUUUUAUAUGUUUGUUAGUAUAUCAGACGCAUUUAGACUUGAACUGAAACAAGAAGGCUUGGGUUGCGUAAUUUUGCUCGAAUAGUACACCUGGGGAGCUAGCUGCCUGAGCGGGUUAAGUAAUUAUGUCACAAGUGAAGCUUGUAGCUAAUCAGCAUUAUAGUAUAAGGUUGGGGUGAUUAAAAAAUAGUUAGCUUUUUCUGUUUCUAGGGUGUUGGCCAGACCUGUAUUUUAACCUCCUCAUUUUUAACGUUAAAGUUCAGAACACUGUGUGAGAGAUUGUAUCCCAUGUCGGGGCUUGUGAAACUGAACUAGAAAUCAUGCUGAUAUUUGCAAAUGUGUGCCUUGGAAAACUUGCAUUGUGAGCUUAUGUCGAACUAUGGAUAUAUGUGUUUUCGUGGACCAAGGAGUGGAGUGAACAAUCAAACAUGGAAAUCAGGGUGACUAUAUAAGUAUACAAUUUGCUGUAGCCCUUAGAUGGUGAUAUUAUUUGUACAUGGUAGCCCAAGCCUAAUUCUCCCAUAGUAAACUUAGCUGUAUUGGUAAUCUAUCAUGCAUCGUUAAUAAAUAUCUGUCUUAA